CAAGCUCCCCCCUAUCUCCAUCUCCUCGCUUCCCCCCCUUUUUUUAAUUCAAAUAUCCCAAAAUGGCCCCCUCAAUGACAACCCGUCUGGCACUCCCCGCUGACACACCUACCCUCGCCCACAUAAUGACCCGCGCCUUCUCUAGCACUGACACCGCAUACCCCCUGAUCUGGGGUUCUGCAGGGGAUGAGAUGCAUGAACAACUCGCUGUUAAUGGGUUGUUCACGCCGCUGCAGCGAGAGGAUAGAGUUACGUACGUCGCGGUCGAUUCUGACGGGAAGAUCUUGGGGUUCGCGACGUGGACACUGCUGGGGAUGAAAGGAGAUGGGGGGAAGAAGAAAGAGCAAAAGAAGGAGGGAGGGGGGAUGAAGUUGGAAGGUGUGAAUUUGAGACUGUUGGGUGAGAAGAUGGAGGGGCUCAGUGGGGCGAAGGAGAGGGAUGUGGAUGGGGGGAAAGACUUGGUGCUCUCGUUCUGCUUCGUGCUGCCAGAGUAUCAGCGCCAAGGCAUCGGCUCCCUGCUUCUGGAAUGGGGUAAGCGGAAAGCGGAUGAGCUGCAAGCCAAAGUCUGGAUCACGAGUACGCCGCAGGGUGUGAAGGCGUAUGAGAAGAAUGGGUGGGUGGUUAAAGAGAAAUAUGACAUUGAUUUGGGGAAGUAUGGAGGUGAGGGGCUCUAUAGUCGAGCUUGGAUGGUAAGGCUCCCUGCUGAAUCUAGCUCUGGGACAGCAUAG
Molecule: messenger RNA, 728 nt
Organism: Amorphotheca resinae ATCC 22711
Lineage: Eukaryota; Fungi; Ascomycota; Leotiomycetes; Helotiales; Amorphothecaceae
Exons: 2
Coding region: 63-728 (221 amino acids)
Molecular function (GO): acyltransferase activity, transferring groups other than amino-acyl groups
Source: RefSeq, a predicted model, not a curated record